Messenger RNA from Conger conger (European conger), 987 nucleotides. It is a transcript of the gene nccrp1, whose product is annotated as P1, F-box associated domain containing. Gene Ontology annotation, cellular component: cytoplasm; SCF ubiquitin ligase complex. The transcript is spliced from 6 exons. Gene Ontology annotation, biological process: glycoprotein catabolic process; SCF-dependent proteasomal ubiquitin-dependent protein catabolic process. Gene Ontology annotation, molecular function: ubiquitin protein ligase activity. The record is from RefSeq and is a predicted model, not a curated record. Bases 133 to 840 code for a protein of 235 amino acids. NCBI's taxonomy places the organism in Eukaryota, Metazoa, Chordata, Actinopteri, Anguilliformes, Congridae.
GGGAGUGGGAAGAUAAUGUUGCAAUUACUGAUACAAUUUCCUGGCAAUGGGUGAGGCAAGCAUGAGUAGGCUAACUACGAAUGUCAGUUAGGACUGAAAUUUUAUUCUGUGGCAGGAUAUAUACGUGUCUCAAUGGCUGCAUCAGAUUGGAAAAGUAAAUGCAAACUGGAAUGGAGUCUGGGAGAUGAUAUUCCGAUGCCGGACACCGUCGACUGGAAAACAAUCUACGAGAAGAAACCGUUUGGUCGGAACUUGCUGAAGAACCCUACGCCUUUCGGUCUGACUCACAGCAUCGCGCCUCCUGAGCAUGAGCUGGCCGGAAUGUUUGGGGCGGAGCCACCGCGCUUUGAACCAGAAGGUGACUUCAACAGCUGGAGGAUCAGUACAGAGGUCCUUCCAUAUGACAGUAGCGAGAUUCCUCCUGGUGCUGUUAUCUGUCAUAUGCCUCAGUUCAGCUGGUUUUCCCUGGAGCAGACGGUGGAUCUGAAGGGGGAGGGGUUCUGGGAGGAGCUGCUGGAUAAUUUCCAGCCUGAUAUCUCUGUCCAAGACUGGUAUGAGGAGACCCAGUUACACAAGUUCAUCUAUCAGCUGCAUGUGAGGCUGCUGGGGGUCAGUGGGGAGACUGUGAUCCAGGAGCACACUAUCUGCCCAGAAGAGGACACCAGCUCCUUUUCACACAUGUGGAAAAAGGUGUCCCACGUGUUCUCCAACUAUGGUCCCGGGGUACGGCACAUUCACAUCCUGCACAAGCUGAAGAACAUGAACAUGAUUGAUUUCCAUGCUACACGAGUCACAGACAGCACAGUCAUGGUCAAGGCCACCAGGUCCACUCUACACUGACCAAAAUGAAGAUUGCUGAUAUGAGUCUUCACCAAAGAAAAGACCCUGUCAAAUUAUAACUUUUCCUUUCAUCUAUUUGAUUCAUGAGAUUACUGACUGAAUUAUAUUUUCGAGACUUAAUUAAAAGAUCAGAACUUUUUCCUUCCA